Cyprinus carpio (common carp) is the source of this 12854-nucleotide messenger RNA. It is a transcript of the gene dnah3, whose product is annotated as dynein axonemal heavy chain 3. Gene Ontology annotation, cellular component: dynein complex. The record is from RefSeq and is a predicted model, not a curated record. NCBI's taxonomy places the organism in Eukaryota, Metazoa, Chordata, Actinopteri, Cypriniformes, Cyprinidae. Gene Ontology annotation, biological process: microtubule-based movement. The transcript is spliced from 60 exons. Gene Ontology annotation, molecular function: ATP binding; minus-end-directed microtubule motor activity; ATP hydrolysis activity.
ACAAUUUCGCAUUAUUAUUUAAUAAAUUUUAAUUUUUAACUAGUAAUCUAUUAUUUUCUUCGCAAUACGGCUGUACAAACCCUUUGUUUACUGACGAUAGUGAAACUCUAGCGGGACUGUCACCACGUAGAGCGCGUGAACAAACAUAACGUUAUAUUGACAACCGACGGUGACAGCUCUCGGUUCAUUAGCAGGCGACUCUUCGUUUAACGGCUUAACUCGACGUUUGCUCAAAUGAUCAAGACUGUAUUUUACUGACCCGAUUAAUGUCGGAUUAUAAAAGGAAUGACUGAAGAUGAAUGCUAACUCGAGUCAUGAUGUGGGAUGUGCUGGGAAGCUCCCUAGAUUGCCUCCUCUGCCCGCAUCCCAGAAGUCCUGUGACCUGUAUGAGAUUUAUCUCCAUAACAGUCAAUACCCGGCCCUCCUGCAGAAUCACUCUCGGACUCUCGCGGUUCCCUACAAGGAGCUGCGGCACCACCGGAGUCCCUCAGAGUCUAUUGGGAACAACUACAGUCCGAGAGGCCAAAACCUGAAAAUCCAGCAUCUGCAGCGCAGGCAUCAGUGCCCUCCAGUUGCGUACCACAGUGAUUCUGCAGUUGUGAGGAAGCGACAACCUGCGACCCAUGGACACAGAACACCUGUCGUUCGCAAAAGCCGUCCUUUGUCACCGAACCAGCAGCUUGAAAUCAUGAGGCGUGAGGAGACACGAAGUCUAAGGGAACAGACGGAGCCUACAGAGAGAGAUUUAGAGAGGUAUGUGUACUAUAUCACUGAGGGUGUUUAUGGCCACAUGUUGACCCCGCAGCCACCAGAGCAGAUCACCGCUGUCCUGAAGCUGCUGCCCAGCCGUUUCCAAGGUGACGAGCGGAAGAUGCAGAGGAUGCAGGAGGAUCUUCUGGAGGAGGUCCAGAGAGACUAUGAAUUCAGUCUCCGCAAGAGCAUUGUUGAUUAUAUCCUGCUAGAUCCAGCGGAGCGAGAGCGUCUGUCAGUCUCUGCUGUCCCCCGGCCGUUCCCGUCCUGUGUCAUCCGUGCGCCUGUUCCCUGGUCUGAGAGCUACCGAGAGGCUCACAGCUGGCAGACGGAGAACCUCUGCACCGUCAACCCUAUGAUGCUCCUUGUACAGGAUCUCUGGAUGAGCAGUUUCACGUCUCUGCGGUUUGUGCGUUUGGACGAUCUGCUCUCAGCCGAUCUUCCGCUCUUGCCAGCAGAGUUUGAGGAGCUGGUGCGGCGACAGUGUCAGAACACCCGAGAUGAACUACUUAACACUUGGCUGCCCCGCUGUGCUUCUCUUUUUGUGACCUUUAAAGACUCCUGGUUGCCACUGGUCCCAAAGAAAGCGAGCAUCUCCCCGGUAAAGGCACAGAAACUCUUCUACAGUGUGGCUGCUCUGAUGUCACUGCAGCUGCGCAGUCUGGUGGUGGCAUCGCUGCAGGAUCUGCUGCAGUUUUUCCAGCUACAUCAGGAUGGUAAUGAUUUUGGGGAGUAUUUUGAUGAGCUGAAGUACACGCAGCGUCCAUUGUUACUGGUGAAAUUGAGACUUGAGGACCCCAAAAUUGCAUUUGAGCCUUCACUUGAGAGCUGCUGGGAGCUCAUACAGCAGGCAUUCACACAGAUCAUCGACAGCGCCCACAACAUACCCCGGGUGGAGUGUAAGCUUUUCUCAGAGGUGGGAGAAACUCUAAUGCUACGCACAGUGAGACACGAUGAGAUGCUGGUGACAGACAUCGUGAACAGAGCCAGGGAGAUCUUUCAGAGGAACACCGCUGGGCCCCAGAGGUAUCUGGAUGUGUAUAAGAAGUACACUGAUUUACUGGACCGUCAGGACAUACUGAACUUCCUCAAAGCCAAACACUCACUGCAGGGCUUUACUAAGCAAAUCACAGGUGUGCAGAAUUUGUGGACGGAGAUUGCGUCGCUGCAUGCGACUGUUCCACUGUCCCUGAUCUGUCUGGAUGCGGUGAACCUGAACCAAGAUCUGUGUGACAAGGCAGACCAUCUCAUAGAUCUUCUCACAACAUUUGUGAUGGAGGAGAACCGAGAACUCAACAAGAGUAUAUGCCGUCGUUACGAUGAGAUUAUGGACAGAAUCACAAGCAAGCUGAGUACCACAGAGGAGCUGGUAGAGUUAAACCAGUACCUGAGACACACAAGUGAAGUCACCAUACACAAACUCCGCCAUGAGAUCGAGGAAGCUGUCAAGAGACUCGACUUCCUGCUCGACUACGCCACCCUUCCAGAGGAGGAUAUGAAGUUGUUUAGCACUUUGAUCCACUGGCCUGAACAGAUUCUGUCUUCGAUUGAAGUCAGUAAGGAUAAACUGAACAAUCAGAAAGAUCAGGCUGAGAUCAAUCUGAUUAAAAGAAUAGGGAAGUUGGAAGAGACGCUGAAGGGCCUGGAAAAAGAGGUGGACAUCUUUAAGAUGAAAGAAAAGAUGACUUUGGAGGAGAGCAAGAUCAAUGUGGAGAAACUCAAUAAGAUCAGCGUCAGCCUGGAGGCCGCUGUCAAAGAGAUAGAGUGCAUUAAUAAAGAAGAAGGUUUGCUGGACAAAGAACAGAGUCAGUUUCCCACCUUACAGACAAUAAUGGCCAAAAAACAGCCGUAUGACCAGCUGUGGAUCACGGCUCUUGAUUUUCAGACCAAAUCUGAUGUGUGGAUGAAUGGUCCAUUCCGGCAACUGAAUGCAGAAACAGUAUCAGAGGAGUUGGGAAACAUGUGGCGCACCAUGUACAAACUCGCAAAGCUCUUCUCAGAUCGGACGUCUCCGGGGCGUGUCACAGAAAACUUCAAGAAAAAGAUUGACAAAUUCAAACAACACCUUCCCAUUCUGACAACUAUCUGCAAUCCAGGCCUGAAGGACAGACACUGGGAGAUGAUCAGUAAUACAGUGGGAUUUGAUGUUAAACCGGACAAGGACACCUCACUUCUCAAGAUGGUGGAGCUCGGAUUGUCGGAGUAUUCAGAAAAGCUGGAGGAAAUCGGUGCAUCCGCCAGUAAGGAAUUCUCUCUGGAAAAGUCUCUGGAGAAAAUGAAACAAGAGUGGGCAGAGCUCCGCUUUGGGUUUUCCCUGUAUAAGGACACGGGUACAAGUGUUUUAUCGGCGGUAGAUGAUAUUCAGCUGCUGUUGGACGAUCACAUUAUCAAGACUCAGACUAUGAGAGGAUCUCCAUUCAUCAAGCCAAUCGAGGCCGAUGCAAAGACCUGGGAGGAGAAGUUGCAGAGCAUGCAGGAUAUAUUGGACGCGAUGUUGCAGUGUCAAAGCAUGUGGAUGUAUCUCGAGCCCAUCUUCAGCUCAGAGGACAUCAUUGCUCAGAUGCCAGAGAACGGACGCAAGUUCGCCAUCGUAGACAGUUACUGGAAAAACAUUGUCGCUGAAGCGUUGAAGGACACACGUUCGCUGGUGGCCACAGAGCAGCCCAACAUGUUGGGUCGCCUUCAGGAGUCCAACACUUUCCUGGAGGAAAUACAGCAGGGUCUGAACUCAUACCUGGAAACAAAGAGACUCUUCUUCCCUCGGUUUUUCUUCCUGUCUAAUGAUGAGAUGUUGGAGAUCUUGUCUGAGACGAAGGAUCCGCUGCGUGUCCAGCCUCAUCUUAAGAAGUGUUUUGAGGGCAUCGCUAAGCUAGAAUUCACCCCUGAUCUGGAGAUCACAGGAAUGAUCAGCUCAGAGAAAGAGAUCGUUCCCUUAAUAGAGACCAUCUACCCAGCUAAAGCCAAGGUACAGAUUGAGAAGUGGCUUCUGCAGGUUGAAAACACAAUGCUGAUGAGCAUCAGAGGCGUCAUAAAACAAGGAAUGGAGCAGUACUCAGAGAUGCCCAGGAAGAAGUGGGUGCUGCUGUGGCCUGGUCAAGUCGUGAUCUGUGCGUCCUGUAUCUUCUGGACCAGUGAAGUAUCUGACGCCAUACAGAACAACACUCUUCCUGCUUAUGUUGACCAGAGUAAUGCUCAGAUCGCUGAUAUAGUCGAGCUGGUGAGAGGGAAGUUGCCAGGUGGGGCCAGGAUGACUCUGGGAGCUCUUAUUGUCAUUGAUGUUCACGCACGUGAUGUUGUGUGCAAGCUGUCACAGGAUGGCGUUUCGUCUCUGAAUGAUUUCCAGUGGAUUUCCCAGCUGCGGUAUUUCUGGGAGGACGGAGAGGUCAUGCUGCGGAUGAUCACCACCGUGAUCAGAUACGGAUACGAAUAUCUCGGCAACUCACCGCGUCUGGUCAUAACACCACUAACUGACCGCUGCUACAGGACUCUGAUGGGCGCUCUGAAGCUGAAUCUUGGCGGGGCUCCAGAAGGUCCUGCAGGAACUGGAAAAACAGAGACGACCAAAGAUCUGGCCAAAGCGCUGGCCAAACAGUGUGUGGUGUUCAACUGUUCUGAUGGUCUGGACUACAAAGCGAUGAGUAAAUUUUUCAAGGGUCUAGCACAGUCCGGAGCGUGGGCAUGUUUCGACGAGUUCAACCGGAUAGAGGUAGAGGUGUUGUCUGUGGUCGCCCAGCAGAUUUUGAGCAUUCAGCAGGCCGUAAUGCGAAACAUGAAGACGUUUAUGUUCGAGGGAACCGAGCUCUCUCUCAAUCCCACCUGCUGUGUGUUUAUCACCAUGAACCCGGGAUACGCAGGCAGAGCAGAGCUGCCUGAUAACCUGAAAGCUUUGUUCCGUACAGUUGCAAUGAUGGUUCCAGAUUAUGGACUGAUUGGAGAGAUAUCACUUUAUUCGAUGGGAUUCACAGCAUCCCGGAGCCUGGCUCAGAAGAUCGUGGCGACGUAUCGCCUGUGCUCUGAGCAGCUCUCGUCUCAACCGCACUACGAUUAUGGGAUGCGUGCGGUAAAAUCAGUCCUGACUGCAGCGGGAAACCUGAAACUCAAAUACCCAGAAGAGGACGAGAGCGUUUUGCUGCUCAGAGCUCUCAUGGAUGUCAACAUGGCCAAGUUCCUCGCGCAGGAUUUACCACUGUUUCAGGUGUGUAGAUGUCAAUUACAUAUUCAUUUUUGCAUGUGGUUAUUAUUGAUUUGUGUUUGUGUGUGUUUAGGGAUCAUCACUGAUUUGUUUCCUGGAGUGAUCCUGCCCAAACCAGAUUAUGAGUUACUGUUAAAAGCUUUGGAUGACAACAUCGCCAAGAUGAAACUGCAGCCCGUACCGUGGUUCAUUGGCAAAAUUAUACAAGUGUAUGAGAUGAUGCUCGUCAGACACGGCUUCAUGAUUGUUGGCGAGCCUAUGGGUGGAAAAACUUCAGCUUAUAAAGUUCUGGCUGGAGCUUUGGGAGACCUUUAUAAGGAAGGUCUGAUGGAAGAGUUUGCGGUAGAUUUCCGCAUCAUUAAUCCGAAGGCGAUCACCAUGGGGCAGCUGUAUGGCUGUUUUGAUCCAGUGAGUCACGAGUGGUCAGACGGCGUUUUGGCCACCUCAUUCAGACAACAGGCCCAGUGCACCGCAGACGACCGCCAGUGGAUCAUAUUCGAUGGGCCAAUCGACGCUGUCUGGAUUGAGAACAUGAACACCGUUUUGGACGAUAACAAGAAGCUGUGCCUGAUGAGUGGUGAGAUCAUUCAGAUGAGUCCUAAAAUGAGUCUGAUCUUUGAGCCUGCGGAUCUGGAGCAGGCGUCACCCGCUACUGUGAGCAGGUGAACAACGAACACUCAGCUCCACAUUGUUCAAGUAAAACAAUACAGAGCCCAUUCAUUUGCUUCCAUUAGAGUGUCCUACAUGAACACAUUACCUGAGAGCCUGGCAGACGAGCACAGAACCCUGAUUACUGAUCUCUUCAACUGGCUGGUUCAACCUUGUUUGGACUUUAUUUACCACGAGUGUGGAUUCUUAGUACAGACGUCACCUAUUCACCUGGCCUAUAGUCUGAUGCGCCUGUACACCUGCCUACUAGAUGAGAUUUUUCAGUCAGGACAGGAAGGAGCAGAAUCUAUGACGAGUCAGCAGGUGACGCUGUGGCUUCAGGCCCUGUUUGUGUUCGCUGUGGUCUGGAGUUUGGGAGGAACCAUCAACGGCAACAGCAGGAAGAAGUUCGACAUCUUCUACCGAAACCUUAUCAUGAGCACAAACACAGAUCACCCGCGACCCCAGAGUGUGAAACUCACUAAGAGCAACGUGUUCCCAGAGAGAGGCACCGUCUAUGAUUAUUAUUUCCAUAAGCAGGGUCCCGGUCAGUGGAACAGCUGGACCGAAUCCAUCACUAAAGAAGACAAAGUCAUACCUGCCGGCGCAAAAGUGUCUGAUCUUAUCAUACCCACGGCAGAAACAUCACGCCAGCUCUUCUUCCUCAGGACGUAUCUGUCACACGAGGUGCCCACACUGAUCGUGGGACCCACAGGAACCGGAAAGUCUGUGAUCAACAACAACUUCCUAAUGUCGCUUCCCAAGGAGCACUACACUCCCAUCUGCAUCAACUUCUCCGCCCGGACCUCUGCCAACCAAACCCAGGACAUCAUCAUGUCUAAGCUGGACCGCCGCCGCAGGGGCGUGUUUGGGCCACCGAUGGGGAAGAAAUGCAUCAUCUAUGUUGAUGAUCUGAACAUGCCUGCAAAGGAGAUAUACGGUGCUCAGCCGCCCAUUGAACUGCUGCGCCAGUGGAUCGAUCAUCAUCACUGGUAUGAUAAAAAAGACACGUCCAGACUGGACAUUGAGGAUGUUCUGUAUAUGUCUGCUAUGGGGCCCCCUGGUGGAGGGAGAAACGACAUUACAGGACGAUUUACACGUCACUUAAAUAUUAUAUCGAUUGAUACAUUCGAUGAUGAGACUCUAAGCAACAUCUUCACAUCCAUCACCGACUGGCACUUCAGCAAUGGUUUUGAUGCCUCUUUCUACAGGUUGGGUAAAAUCAUGAUUCAAGCUACGAUUGCAGUAUAUAAAGAUGCAAUCGAGAGUUUCCUCCCAACACCAUCUAAAUCUCAUUAUAUUUUCAAUCUGCGAGAUUUUGCGAGGGUGAUUAGGGGCGUAAUGCUCUGUCCAUCAACACACAUGCAGGAAGGUGAUAAACUAAUCCGCUUAUGGAUCCAUGAGGUGUAUCGCGUGUUUUACGAUCGGCUGAUUGAUAAUGACGACAGAGAGAAAUUUUUUAACAUUGUGAAAGAAAGGACAGCAGAAUAUUUCAAACAAAGCAUCGAUAAGCUCCUCAGUCAUCUCACUCUGUCUGGUAAAGUUGAAGAUGACAGCAUUCGCAGCCUGUUUUUUGGUGACUACGCCAAACCAGACUCGGCCAGCAAACCAUACGACGAGAUCACAGAUCUGAGUACAUUAACGGAGGUGAUGGAUUUCUACCUCAGGGAGUUUAAUAACAUCAGCAAAGCGCCCAUGAACCUCGUCAUGUUUCAGUUCGCCAUCGAACACAUCUCACGAAUCUGCCGUGUGCUGAAACAAGACAACGGCCACCUGCUGCUGGUUGGCAUCGGUGGAUCGGGGCGACAGAGCGCCACCAAACUCGCCACCUUCAUCAAUGACUACGAGCUGUUCCAGAUCGAACUGACCAAGAACUACAGCAUGUCAGACUGGCGUGACAAUCUGAAGCACCUGAUGCUGAAAGCAGGGAUCGAGGGGAAGAAAACAACGUUUCUCUUUAGCGACAACCAGAUCAAGGACGAAGCCUUCGUUGAGGACAUCAACAUGCUGCUGAACACAGGAGACGUGCCAAACAUCUUCCCAUCAGACGAGCGUGCUGACAUCAUCGAAAAAAUGCAGGGAAUAGCCCAAAUGGAAGGGAAGAAGAUGGACAUCACACCGCUCUCCAUGUACAACUUCUUUAUCGACAGAGUUAAAGCCAACCUUCAUAUAGUUCUUGCAAUGAGCCCAAUAGGUGAAGGCUUCCGCAAUCGUCUGAGGAUGUUCCCAUCUUUGAUUAACUGCUGCACCAUAGACUGGUUUCAGGCCUGGCCCAAAGACGCUCUGGAGAUGGUUGCCAACAAGUUCCUUGAGGAUCUGGACAUGGAAGACAACAUCAGGAUGGAGGUGGUGGAAAUGUGUAAGAUGUUCCAGGAGAGUGUCAGAGAGCUGUCUGAGCGCUACUACUCCCAGCUGCGCAGACAUAAUUACGUGACUCCUACCUCCUACCUGGAGCUCAUCCUGACCUUUAAAGCCUUGCUUAACUCCAAACGCAGUGAAGUUAAUGAGCUCAGGAAUCGAUACGUAGUUGGCUUGCAGAAACUUGACUUUGCUGCUUCUCAGGUAGCGGUCAUGCAGCAGGAGCUUACAGCUCUUCAGCCAGAACUGAUCGAGACAGCCAAACAGACCGAUCAGAUGAUGGUGAAGAUAGAGAAAGAGACGGUGGAGGUGGAUGCUAAGAAAGAGCUUGUCAGUGCUGAUGAGAAAGUCGCCAAUGAAGCAGCAGCUGCUGCUAAAGCCAUCAAGGAUGAGUGUGAGGGAGAUCUUGCAGAAGCGAUGCCAGCGCUGGAAGCGGCUCUCGCUGCUCUAGACACACUGAAGCCGGCUGAUAUUACCGUCUUGAAGACGAUGCAGAAUCCUCCUGGUGCUGUCAAACUGGUCAUGGAGUCCAUCUGCGUCAUGAAGGGCAUUAAACCCGAGAGGAAACAAGACCCCGGUGGAUCAGGAAAGAUGGUUGAGGAUUUCUGGGGACCAUCUAAGAAGCUUCUUGGUGACAUGAAGUUCCUCGAGAGCCUUAAGACGUUCGAUAAAGACAACAUACCUGCACCUAACAUUAAGAAGAUCAGAGAAAAGUUCAUAGACCACCCAGAAUUUCAGCCUUCAGUAAUCAAAAGCGUGUCUUCUGCUUGCGAGGGCCUUUGCAAAUGGGUGCGUGCCAUGGAAGUAUACGAACGUGUGGCGAAAGUCGUUGCCCCCAAGCAAGUGAGAUUAAAGGAAGCAGAGGAGGAGUUAGCCGUGCAGAUGCAGAUGUUAUCUGUGAAACGUGCCGAGCUGAAAGAGGUGGAGGACCGUCUGCAGGCACUGAAUGACACAUUCGACGGGAUGAUACAGAAGAAAAAAGACUUAGAAGCAAACAUAGAGCUCUGUUCCCAAAAGCUAAUACGAGCUGAAAAACUAAUCGGUGGUCUGGGAGGAGAAAAAGACAGGUGGACGGAGGCUGCUCGGCUCCUUGGCAUCAAAUACACCAACCUUACCGGCGACGUGCUUUUGUCCUCGGCUAUGGUGUCGUAUCUUGGCGCGUUCACUGUCGAUUACCGUGUGGAGUGUCAGCGAGAGUGGCACAAGCUGUGCAAUGAGAAAAACAUACCAUGUUCGAAGGAUUUCACACUUAGCAACACUCUCGGAAACCAGGUGCUGAUCCGAUCGUGGCAGAUCGCCGGAUUACCAGUGGACGCGUUUUCCACCGACAACGGAAUUAUUGUCUCAAACUCUCGCCGUUGGCCUCUCAUGAUCGACCCACAGGGACAAGCCAACAAAUGGGUCAAAAACAUGAACAAGGCCAAUAAACUGUCCAUCAUCAAGCUCUCAGACAGCAACUAUGUUCGUACCCUCGAGAACGCCAUCCAGUUCGGCACGCCAGUCCUCUUGGAGAACGUUGGGGAGGAGCUGGAUGCAAUUUUAGAGCCGGUUCUACUAAAACAGACCUUUAAGCAGCAGGGCGUGGAGUAUAUGAAACUUGGCGAAAACACUGUGGAGUACUCGAACGAUUUCCGGUUCUACAUCACAACCGGAUUGAGGAAUCCACAUUACUUGCCGGAGGUGGCGGUGAAAGUGUGUCUUUUGAACUUCAUGAUCACGCCGUUGGGUCUCGAGGAUCAGCUUCUGGGGAUCGUCGCCGCUAAAGAGAAGCCAGAACUCGAGGAGAAGAAAAACCAGCUGAUUCUCGAAAGCGCAGCCAACAAUAAGCAGCUGAAGGAGAUCGAGAACAAAAUCCUGGAGGUUCUUUCUUCCUCUGAAGGGAACAUCCUAGAAGACGAAACCGCUAUUAAGGUUCUCUCGUCAUCUAAAAUAUUGUCAGAGGAGAUUUCCGAGAAGCAGAAAAUUGCGAGCGUGACUGAAAACGAGAUUGACGAAACUCGAAUGGGUUACCGGCCGGUUGCAGAACACUCAUCCAUUCUGUUCUUUUGCAUCUCGGAUCUGGCGAACAUCGAUCCCAUGUACCAAUACUCUCUCACGUGGUUCAUCAAUCUGUACCUGCAAUCCAUCGCUCACAGCGCGCCUAGCGAUGACCUACAGAUCCGCAUCGCUAACAUCUUGGAUCACUUCACCAUGCGCGUUUAUUAUAAUGUGUGCCGCUCUCUGUUUGAGAAGGACAAGCUGCUGUUCUCUUUGCUUCUGACUGUCGGUAUUAUGCAGGGCAAAGGUCAGGUCGACGACCUCGUCUGGCGCUUUCUUCUCACCGGAGGCGUUGCUCUGGAAAACCCUUACCCCAACCCGGCCCCUGAGUGGCUUUCGGAUAAAUCAUGGUCCGAAGUGGUUCGGGCUUCUCGACUUCCUUGCCUCGAAGGAUUGUUUGAACACGUGCAGGAGAAUAUCGCAGAGUGGAAGCAGAUUUACGACUCGGGUCAUCCGCAGGACGAGGAGUUACCCGGGAAAUGGCGAACAGUAGUGGGCAUGGAGCGCAUGGUGGUGCUGCGCUGCUUCAGACCGGAUAAACUUGUGCUGGCGGUACAACAGUUCAUCGUCGACAAUAUGAGCCGGACAUACAUUGAGCCACCAACCUUUGACCUGGCGGAGAGCUACAGUGACUCCAACUGCUGUUCACCACUUAUCUUCGUCCUUUCUCCAGGAUCAGACCCUACAGCCGGACUCCUGAAGUUUGCAGAUGACUUGGGCAUGGGCAGCAGUAAGACGCAGACGAUCUCUCUGGGUCAGGGUCAAGGUCCAGUAGCUGAGCAGCUGAUCAGAGCAGCGCUGACCGACGGCACCUGGGUCGUGCUGCAGAACUGUCACCUCGCGACCAGCUGGAUGCCAACGCUGGAGAAGAUUUGUGAGGAGGUCAUCACACCUGAAAACACACCCACCAGUUUCAGGUUGUGGUUAACCAGUCAGCCGUCAGACAAGUUUCCAGUGAGUGUUUUGCAGAAUGGGGUGAAGAUGACGAACGAGCCUCCCAAAGGACUGAGGGCAAAUUUACUGCGUUCUUACCUCAGCGACCCCAUCUCAGACCCUGCCUUCUUCAGCAGCUCCGCUAAGCAAGACGUCUGGCAGAAGCUGCUGUUCGGCCUUUGUUUCUUCCACGCUCUGGUCCAGGAGAGGAGAACAUUCGGCCCACUCGGUUGGAAUAUUCCAUAUGAGUUUAAUGAGUCUGAUCUGAGAAUCAGCAUUCGUCAGAUCCAGAUGUUUCUGGAUGAGUAUGAGGAGGUUCCGCUGGAGGCCCUCACUUACCUGACAGGAGAGUGUAAUUAUGGUGGGAGGGUGACAGACGAUAAGGACCGGAGACUGCUGAUGUCCCUCCUCUCCAUCUUCUACAGCUGGGAGCUCAUUGAACAGGACCAGUAUUGUGUGUGUGAGGGAGAUCUGUACUAUGUGCCAUCACACGGCCCAUACCAGAGUUACGUGGACUACAUCCGCAACCUUCCCAUCACUGCUGAACCUGAGGUCUUCGGCCUCCACAGCAACGCUAACAUCACCAAAGACAACCAGGAGACCAAUCAGCUGUUAGAUGGAGUGCUGCUGACUCUGCCGAGACAAACUAGCGGCGGAGCCAAAUCACCACAGGAAAUAGUGGACGAGCUGGCCGGGGGAAUGCUGGCCAAACUCCCUCCUGAUUUCGACAUUGAGAUGGUGACCAAUAAAUACCCUCUCCUUUAUGAGGAGUCGAUGAACACCGUCUUACGGCAGGAACUUAUUCGCUUCAACAGGCUGUCAAAGGUGGUCCGUAGCAGCCUGAUAAACACCCAGAAGGCACUUCGGGGGCAGGUUGUGAUGUCAUCUGAGCUGGAGAAUGUCUUCAACAGUCUUCUCGUUGGGAAAGUGCCAGCCAUGUGGGCCGCAAAGUCCUACCCUUCCCUCAAACCCCUCGGAAGCUAUGUGUCCGACUUUCUCGCCAGACUGCAGUUCCUGCAGGACUGGAUUGAUAAUGGCCCUCCAUCUGUGUUCUGGAUAUCUGCGUUUUAUUUCACUCAGUCAUUCCUCACUGGUGUGUCUCAGAAUUUCGCUCGCAAGUACACCAUCCCCAUUGACUACAUCGGCUUUGAGUUUGAGGUCUGUAAACAGGAAACUCACAUGGAGCAGAAGCCGGAGGAUGGUGCGUACGUCCGUGGUCUUUUCCUUGAGGGAGCGCGCUGGGAUCGAGAGCACAUGGUUAUCGGUGAGUCUGUUCCUAAAGUCCUCUUCGACACGCUGCCCAUAAUCUGGCUGAAGCCCGGAGAGAGCGCCAGCUUCCUGCACGAGAGUGUUUACGUCUGCCCCGUGUACAAGACCAGCGCCAGGCGUGGGACUCUCUCCACCACUGGUCACUCCACAAACUACGUGCUGUCCAUCGAGCUGCCCUCGGACAAGCCGCAGAAACACUGGAUCAACCGCGGCGUCGCCUGCCUCUGCCAACUAGACAACUGAGCAUAUCAGAGCUUGCAUUUAUGUUUACAUGUUAACACGCCAAAAACUGAUAAAAUACAAGACUACAGCACUAUCGUUGUUAUGUUUAAUACAAUUAAAUGGAUAAUAUUAAUAAAUAAAUGAUGCAUGUUAACUUCGAUGCCAUUUAAAUGUGCAGAGACAAACCAUUUGAGGGUGUAAAUUCAACAAACUUUAAUUGAAAUACAGUUAGAUUCUUUAAAUGCAACAUUAACUGAGACAUUUAUACAAUGCAGUAUAUGACAAAUAUAAUAAAUACACCUCUAACAUCAAACAAAACAGCUCACAUUAAAGGGAUAGUUCACCUGAAAAUGUAUUCACCCCCAUGUUGUUCCAAACCUUUCAUGAUAUUUUGUAGAAAGUACCACCACUGACUUCCAUAUUAUUUUUUUCCAUUCAAGAAAGA